This is a messenger RNA of Macrobrachium nipponense, 552 nucleotides long. RefSeq lists its product as uncharacterized. The record is from RefSeq and is a predicted model, not a curated record. The transcript has a single exon. Lineage: Eukaryota; Metazoa; Arthropoda; Malacostraca; Decapoda; Palaemonidae. The coding region runs from base 1 to 552 and encodes 183 amino acids.
AUGGAGAAUCUGCAGAUUUUUGUGGCCUCAUUGCCGACUGUUAGGAGAAAGCGAGUGUGCGGUAAAUGUGAAGGUGAUUUUGUGGGGUUGCUAUACACAUUGGUGAGUACGGAUGAUGAAAGAUGUGUUGAGGUAUGGCAGGUGAUAACAGCUAGCGUGAAAGGAGGUGAAGACUGGGAGUAUGAUGAGUUAAGAGAAAGAGUUAAGGUGGAUAAGAAUGUUAGUGACAAUGAGAGGAGGCAUUUGAUGCAAAUGUUGUGGGAUAGGCGGGGUGCAGUGAGUCAUGGAGACAGGGAUUUUUGGGGGUCUAAGCUUCCCGAAUUCAAGAUAGUUUUGGAAGACGAUACCCCCAUAUAUCAGCGUCCCCAACACUUUUCCCUGCCUAUUACCCAAGAGAUUGAGGAGCAGUGUGAGGAGCUUGAGAGAGUGGGAGUGAUAGAGAGGAGUGAGAGUGCCUGGAAUAACCCCAUAGUCCCUAUGCGUAAGCCGGAUGGGAGUCUACAGAUGUGUGUCAAUUAUAGGAGGGUGAAAGAAGAGACUGUGAAGGAGUGA